UCUCGCGCCGGCUUUUUACACACUACGUGAAGUACGCUGCACUCCGCUGCAGUCAUCCGGCAAAAACAAACGGUUUCCGUGUUAUUUUUUAAAUUCUCAACAUAAAGCGGCUAUUUAUAACAGGCGUCUAAAGCGGUCGUAAAUUCUCUCCUUAUAUAUUUCCAGUUCUGACAUCUUGGCGCAAGGACGCGGCGAGAGAACCCGUCAUCACAAAGACAAAAGUCGAACAAUGGGCCGCAAGCUGGACAUGUCAAAUCUGACAGAGGAGGAGGCGGAGCAUGUGCUACAGGUGGUGCAGAGAGACAUGCAGCUACGUAAGAAAGAAGAGGAGCGUCUUAGUGAGUUGAAACAGGCGCUGGAUCAGGAGGAGAGUCGCUGUGUUCUGCUAUCACGUCAGCGCGGCUUUAAUGAGCGAUGCUGCAUCCGUUGUUGCUCAUCCUUCACCUACUUUCUGAAGCCACGCCGCCGCUGCUCGGACUGUCACUACAACGUCUGCAAGCGCUGCUGCUCAUAUUCUGAAACUGACAAAAGCUGGCUGUGCUCCGCCUGUGAGAAGAGCAGACUGCUGCAGACACAAUCUCUAGAGUGGUUCUACAGUAAUGUGAGAAGACGGUUUAAGAGAUUCGGCAGUGCCAAAGUGCUGAAGAUGCUCUACAGGAGGCACGUUGGAGACCAGGGGAGUCAGGUUGAAUUUACAGAAGGAAGUACAUAUGCUGAAAGCACUGAUGACAGUGUUUAUGAGAGUGACUCGACAUUCUACAAGCAUAGUGAAGAGCAGAGCAUGGCAGAGAGCAUCAGCGUGGCACUCCGUGUGGCAAAAGAGGCCAUAGAUGAGGCUAUUACCAAGGCCGAGAAGCAAACGGGCAAUCAGGAGAAGCUGAAGGAGGCUUGUUACCUACGAGACAACAGAGGAGAGCUGAUAGAAGAACUCACCACCAUGAUUGUGCAGACAAUUAUCUGCAGGAGGAGAGGUCUAUCUGAGAUGGAUACAGAGUGUAAUUUGGAGCCACCACCUGAUCAGAACAGUAAUAAGUCCCAGUCAGCCUUCUCACUUCUCACCGAUGAAAUACUGGCCCAGCAUGACAAAGCAGAGCAGAGCUCCAUGCUCUGCACACAGGGGCUGAAGAAGGAUGAGGUCCCUGCCAUUGCUAGCUGGAAUCAGAAUACUGAUUGGAUGGACAACUCAUGUGCAUCCUCAGUGCUACAGAGUCCAGAUGGGAACUGGUUUGCCCUGCAGAGUACCCAACAGUCUCGGCUGAGCUUGCCGACCAAGCGUGAGAACCUGAUGUUCAGUGCGCUGGAAAAAGAAUCCGGUGUGAUCUCAGCCUAUGACGGAAUAGCCUCUGACACCGAGUCAGACUCUGAUGGAGCCUGGGCUGCUGCCCGGGUGGAGAAUCUGCCCUCCAGCAACCUGUUAAAUGAUCAUGACACCAGCUCACAGCCAGCUAUAAAAUUACCAACUGACCAACCCCAUAGUGACAGUGACCAGAACAACCCCAUGCCCCAAAUCCAUAAACUAUCACUUCCUCUCCUGAAGAGGAAGGUGUGUCUAGAGGACAGUCACCUGUCUUGCCAAUGCCAUAGUGCCAUGGGUAUUACUGCAAACCCUGAUGGUGGAGACAGUAGUGAGGAUGGCUUAGAGGACAACAGGGUCAAGAGGACACGACGGAGGAGAAGAAAUAAGCGUGAGGCUACAGAGGGGAAAGGCUUGAGAGUGUGCAGUGGGGGAAGGCUAUCUUUAUCUGAACCUCAGGACUAUGGCAGGAUGCUACUGAGUUAUCUAUUGAAAUGCCAGACCAAGAGGCAAGAGAGUGUUUCAGAGUUGAGUGACGAGACUAUAAAUGCGAACACACCAGACUCUCUGACCCCAGACAUUUUGCAAUCAGGGGCCAUGACUCCUAAUGCUUUUACGCCUGAUGCAGAAGACCCCAACACUGAGGAUAAUGUUCUGAGUGGUGCUUCAGAUCAGCAGCUGACAUCCAAAAUGAGACAACUGUCCGAUCAAGUCAAUGGAACACAGCUCCCCUUAACCAGGAAUGGGCUUGACGUGGUACAAGAACCCGUAGAUGAGAGAAAUGAAAAGCGAGAGAAAGGAAAGAAUGAUGAGAGGGACAAAGAGAGAAGAGAAGUCUUAUGUGAUAUGGAGGUGGAUGUAGACCAGGAAGACUCGGAGAUGAACGAGGAUAAAUAUCAAAAAGCAGGCAAAGAAUUACCAGAUGUAGAAGACAAUGAGAUAGAGAACAUAAAAUUGAGGAAUUCAGAAACCCUGACCACAAAUAUGAUUGAUAAAUUGCACAAUGAAAGUGCCGUUGAAACACAGAGAAUUGCCAGAAUGCCACAGAAAGAGUGCUUUGAUUGUAAGGUUCAGCUAAUAAGAGAAUUAAAUAGCACUAAUAACUUUGGCUCAGAGGGACAGAUUAAAACGACUGAAGACAAAGCAAAUUAUAUGAGUGAGGGAAUGCAUGUAUAUCAGAAUGUUGAGCAGGGAAAGAAAGACAGAUCAGAUAGUAGAGGAGGAGAAGAUCCUGAGCCUGAGCCUGUAAAAAAUCAACACAGUGUAAAUAAUGAGGCACAUAUAGAACCAGAAGCCCAAGGUCUUUUGGAGAUAGACAAACAAAGAGAGACACCUGUGGAGAGCUGGGAAAAAAGUGAAAAAGUUGAGACUCAAGAGUGCAGGAAGCCGAAAAAAGACCCUGAAUAUGCAGCUGAAAGUAAAAAUGACAGUGUGGACAAUACAGGAAGUGAAAAAAGAAUGAACAAGGAGGAAGAGAGACUGACAUACAGACGUCAGGAUGAUCUUGAUUGUGGUGAGGAAGGGAACUCAGACUAUACAAACAUGAUUGAGAAUGUGGUUAAGGGUUUAAAUAUCCUGGAAGAAGAAACCGAGGCACAUAUCAGCAAGACAAGAUACAGCAUAUCAGAUUUCGCUGAUGAAUUGAGUAAGGGGAAGGAGGAAAUAACGGGAAAACAAAAAGAACCAAACCAGACGACACAGGAUAAUGAAAUCGGAUUCCAUAAUGAGAGAAUGAACAGGGAUGAACAAACACAAGAGAGCGAUAUGGAAAAUGAGAGCAGGGGUAACUUGGUUGACAAAACAGACGUGUGUAGUUGUGUAGCAGAAGCAGAGCAGUGUAAUGACCACACACUCAAGGAUGUUCUGGACUGCACUCCUCCUGGUCAGGAAGAGUUUCUCCCCCCAGAGGAAAUCUACAAAAAGUAUUCAGCUGCAUCUCUGCGCAGCAUCACCACUGAGGUCCUGAAGGUUCUCAAUGCCACUGAAGAUCUCAUCCAGGGUGCCAUGGGUCUCAGCCAGUCAGAGUCCUGGGAUCGACCUGCCCCUACCCUUCCUCCUGCUCAGAGCAAGAGACUAGACGAGCAGCUCAGCAGACUAGAGGAAAACGUAUACGUGGCUGCUAGUGCCGUAUUUGGGCUGGAGGCUGAACUGGGAGAUCUUGAGGAGUGUGCACGCAGCAUCAGCGGAGAAACCAAAGAGGAAGAACUUUCUCACCUGGAGGAACAGGUGGCGUCAGCCGCCGCUCAUGUACAGCAGUCCGAGCUCCAGGUGUCAGACAUUGCAGCAAGAAUUGCAGCUCUGAAAAAUGCCGGCCUUAAUGUAGCACCGCAGACACGUUUUGCCAAGCCACAAACCAUAGAUUCAUCUCGCCAGCACCGUCGCCGCCUGCCAGCACCUCCAAUGCAAGGUAAAAAGACGUAGUGAGAGCCAGAGCUCAGAAAACAUCAAUUUACAGCCAAACAAGCAGAACCUCUGUGCCUUUAAUUAGCAGACUACAGCCCCAAACAGCCUUUUCUGUUCAGAACUGAUUCUGAUCACUAGGCACUGGAAGACAGUAUUAUGGUGGGCCACCUUACUGAUGAAUGGCCAAAGAUGGUCAAAAAAACAAAAUAAAAAAGGAGAGGACAAAAAUUAUUAUUAUGUGUAGAAUUCCAUAUAUUACAAUGGGUUAUUUAUGAACUAUGCACAUACGUAAGAGAAUAUUUUGUUGAUCCUGUGUCAUAUACAUUUGGAAGAUUAUAAACUGAAGUUAUGGAUCAGUUUGCUUUCAAAUUGACAUCAGAAUUUAUUACCUUUGUUGCGAACAUCUAAAUUUUAAAGUCUAUUCCGUUUAUUUAAACUCGUUCUACGAGAAACAUGAAGCCAGUCUAACUAUUAUUUUUUUCAUAUCAGAAUUUCUCGGAACAUUGUUAACAAAUCAUGGCCAUUUCUGUCCCCUUUGCUCUUGUUUAUUAC
Ictalurus furcatus (blue catfish) is the source of this 4249-nucleotide messenger RNA. It is a transcript of the gene myripa, whose product is annotated as myosin VIIA and Rab interacting protein a. Gene Ontology annotation, molecular function: actin binding; small GTPase binding; myosin binding. Bases 230 to 3715 code for a protein of 1161 amino acids. Lineage: Eukaryota; Metazoa; Chordata; Actinopteri; Siluriformes; Ictaluridae. The transcript is spliced from 16 exons. Gene Ontology annotation, cellular component: cortical actin cytoskeleton. The record is from RefSeq and is a predicted model, not a curated record. Gene Ontology annotation, biological process: intracellular protein transport.